AUGCCACACUACUUGCCAUCGGCGGCUCCCCCACCAUCCAUCACCCCCAAACCUGCCUUAGAUCACCCGUCCAUCCUCGGCCCCCUCCCCAAAGGCACGGACAGGAGAGGGAGACCUGUCCUCUACAAGGGAGGACGGAUGAUCUGCAAUAACUUCAACGACCUCAGUUGCAGCUCCUCCAGCUGCAAACUCCUCCACACUUGUUCAUUCUGCAGGGGAGCCCACGCCAGAGCCGCAUGCCCACACAACCCGACAAAGCAACAGCUGUGUAAGCAUCUCAAUACCCCCGUUAACAUCAACACCCUAGCCACCGCCCUACAAAACCAUCCAGACACCCAGUUCGUCAACUCCCUCAUUCAGGGCUUCACCUAUGGUUUCCAUCCGGGUCUGCAGGCCACGCCUGAGUCCACUCACAUAUGCAACAACUUGCAAUCAGCCCUGUCUGAACCCACCACAGUUGACAGACUACUGCAAAAAGAAGUUGAUGACGCCUUCAUGAUUGGCCCUUUCUCCAGCCCCCCUUUCCCGUCUUUAAGAGUCAGCCCAAUCGGAGUGGCAACCAGGAAGUACUCUGGGAAAAAGAGGCUCAUCAUCGACCUCUCGUCCCCCCACAGUUCCACUGUUUCAAGCAUUAACAGCCUGAUUCCCAGCCUGGACUUUUCCAUGCAAUACGCCACCAUAGACCACGCCAUUUCCCUCAUCCGCCUCGCGGGCCAGGGAGCAUGGUUGUCCAAGGCGGACAUCACAAGUGCUUUCAAAGUCCUCCCCAUCCACCCCGACUAUUGGCACCUCUUCGGGGUCUCCUGGAAGGGCGCAUACUAUUUUGCCGUGCGUCUAACCUUCGGCUGCAAGAGCAGCCCAAAAAUUUUCGACUCAUUGUCCGAAGCCCUCUGCUGGAUUCUUUCCAACAAUUAUAAACUCCUGUACGUCAUCCACCUACUUGACGACUUCCUCACGGUCACGCCACCGUCUUCGCCCCCGUCAUACGGUCUCACCACAAUGAUUUCUGCAUUCACUGAUCUCGGCGUUCCCCUGUCUCCAGAGAAAACAGAAGGCCCAAGCACAUCCUUGGAAUUCCUCGGCAUCACCCUCAACUCCAUUACACUCCAAGCAUCUCUGCCUACUGAGAAACUCCACCGCAUUUCUCUACUCAUUCAAAACUUUCUCAUGGCCAACACAUGCACCAAACGUCAAUUACUCUCUCUGCUGGGCCAUUUCAACUACGCCACCCGCAUCAUCCCUCAGGGCCGAUCUUUCUUGUCACACCUUCUCUCCAUAGCCACCGCCGUCCCAUCCAUCCACGACCAUGUCACGCUAGACAGCGCGUGCAAGAUGGAACUAAAAAUGUGGCACCAGUUCCUCUCUUCCUGGAACGGCAUCUCCUUCUUUUACGACGUCCACGUUACAGACGCCAAUGACAUCCAGCUAUACACCGACGCCGCCCCUUCAGUCGGCUUCGGUGGUAACUACGGCGGCAGAUGGUUCCCUGCCGAAUGGCCACCCGACUUCUCUUCCCUGGCCCCUUCCUCCACCAUUUCGGAAAUGUACCCGAUUGUCAUCGCUGCCAUUCUUUGGGGGCAUGAAUGGUCCAAAAAGACCAUCGCCAUCCACUCUGACAACAGCGCCGUCGUCGACAUCCUCAACAAAGGCCAGUCACACAAUCUGGACAUCAUGCAGUUCGUGCGCAAGCUCACAUUGGUUUCAGCCCAGCACCAGUUCAUCAUCCAAGCACUCCACAUUCCAGGCCACAAAAACGCAAUCACUGAUUCACUCUCUCGUUUCAUGUUUCAGAAAUUCAGACAACUAGCUCCAGCCUCCAACCCUCUUCCAACUCCAGUCCCACCGUUUUCAGCCACAAUCUACGACUGAACCCGCAACUGGAACAACUGGUCACCACUUCACGGGACAACAUCAUCAACAGC
Messenger RNA from Thunnus maccoyii (southern bluefin tuna), 1922 nucleotides. RefSeq lists its product as uncharacterized. The record is from RefSeq and is a predicted model, not a curated record. Bases 1 to 1869 code for a protein of 622 amino acids. NCBI's taxonomy places the organism in Eukaryota, Metazoa, Chordata, Actinopteri, Scombriformes, Scombridae. The transcript has a single exon.